CACGAGGCGAGGGAAAUGACAAUCGGGGUGCUGGCAGCAGGUUCCCUGCUCACGUGCUCCCACGGGGGUUAUGAUGGGAUGCUCCAUGCCCACGCUGUGCCACAGCCAUGCCCACAUCUCACUCCAUCCCACGUGCUCAGCACGGUUUGGGCAGUGGCAGACAACGGCCCCUUUGCCCACGGUGUCCCAGCAGGCACGGGGAGAGCCCAGGAAGGUGCUUGCAGGCCUGGAACUCAUUUCUGGGUUACAGAGAAGGAGGUGCAGCAGUGGUACAAGGGCUUUAUCAAGGACUGCCCCAGUGGGCAGCUCGAUGCUGCCGGCUUCCAGAAGAUCUACAAGCAGUUCUUCCCCUUUGGUGACCCAACCAAAUUCGCCACCUUCGUGUUCAAUGUCUUUGAUGAGAACAAGGACGGGAGAAUUGAGUUCUCAGAGUUCAUCCAGGCGCUGUCUGUCACCUCCCGAGGGACGCUGGAUGAGAAGCUGAGGUGGGCGUUUAAGCUGUACGAUUUGGACAACGACGGCUACAUCACGAGGAACGAGAUGCUGGACAUUGUGGAUGCCAUCUACCAGAUGGUGGGAAACACUGUGGAGCUUCCCGAGGAGGAAAACACACCAGAGAAGAGGGUGGAUCGGAUUUUUGCCAUGAUGGACAAGAACGCAGAUGGGAAGCUGACGCUGCAGGAAUUUCAGGAGGGCUCCAAGGCCGACCCCUCCAUCGUGCAAGCCCUCUCCCUCUACGAUGGGCUCGUAUAGUCCCAGGGCCGAGCGGCGCUUAUGGGGAAGACGCUCUCCGUGCCAUCCGACCACGCAGCGAUGCUUGCCUGCCCCUCUCCGGCCCUCCUCCAUGUCCCACGAGCCAAGGAUGCAGCGCAGCGCAGCGCCAGCUCACGCCCCUCUCUGCACUCCGAAUCAACGCUGGUGCCAUUUACCAACUUCUGCUUUUUUCCAACAAAAAAACAAAAAACACCCAAAAAAGACCACGGUCUGAGCGGCAGCAAACACCCAAAACUUGGGGGCUGAGGGAAUGGCACCGAAGGCAGAGCCCCCCCUGGCCCUGAGCCCCUCUGCUCCUCAUUCCUACAGUCUGGGGUCGAACUGCGGAUGCGCCUCUCCGGGAUGCAGCUGGGGAUGGAGCCCACAGGGGCUAUAGGGAUAUAUAUAUUAUUAUUAUUAUUAUUAUUUUAUUAUUAUUAUUAUUAUUAUUUUGGUGAGGCAGUAUUGUGCUU
Meleagris gallopavo (turkey) is the source of this 1226-nucleotide messenger RNA. NCBI's taxonomy places the organism in Eukaryota, Metazoa, Chordata, Aves, Galliformes, Phasianidae. The record is from RefSeq and is a predicted model, not a curated record.